This is a messenger RNA of Myxocyprinus asiaticus (Chinese sucker), 2008 nucleotides long. It is a transcript of the gene tp53i11a, whose product is annotated as tumor protein p53 inducible protein 11a. The transcript is spliced from 8 exons. The record is from RefSeq and is a predicted model, not a curated record. The coding region runs from base 234 to 794 and encodes 186 amino acids. NCBI's taxonomy places the organism in Eukaryota, Metazoa, Chordata, Actinopteri, Cypriniformes, Catostomidae.
GCGAUUGGCAAACUGUAGCACGCGAACGCAGGACAGGCGACUAUAUCAAGGCUGCAAACCACGGAUUGUUUGUACUCCUACGAUAAAAGAUCUCAAAGGUGCAUGGUGGAAUGCGUAUCUGAGUAUUUACUGGGGGAUACUGGAGCUAAGAGUUGGAUUUUGGAUUCUGCAUCAUUCUCAAUUGUUUAAUCUCUCUUGACAGUUCACUGAAGUGCCUGCUCUCCACCGCUGCCAUGUCCUCCACACCUCCACCUCUCAUGAAGAAGCACAGUCAGACCGAUCUUGUGAGUCGCCUUAAGUCCCGCAAGGUCCUGGGUGUCGGCGGAGAGGAUGAUGACGGGGAGGUGCAUAGGUCGAAGAUCAGUCAGAUGUUGGGUAAUGAGAUGAAAUUUGCUGUACGUCAGCCCAUUGGCCUCCGGCUUUGGCUCCUCAUCUCUGCAGUGUUGUUCACCUCCACAUCUUUAAUGGCACUGGCCUUCCCCAACCAACUCUACGAGAUAAUAUUUGAGCUCACCACCACCAGGAUCUCCAUCAGACUCUACGGAGGAGCCCUUCUGUGUAUCUCAUUAAUCCUGUGGAAUGGCUUGUACACAGCAGAAAAGGUCAUCAUUCAAUGGACACUACUUACGGAAGCAUGUUACUUUGGGAUACAAUUUCUAGUGACGUCCAUCACUCUCCUGGAGAUGGGCACUCUGUCCAACAGUGCAAUUGUUCUUCUUCUUAGUGAAACCUUGUUCCUCCUCGUCACCUUGAGUUACUAUCAUCACCUCGGCCGCCGUCCCAAAAAGAUCUAAGGGAGGCCAGCCACCCUGUGUUCAUUAAUCAGUAAGAUUCUCGUGUUAGAUGGAUGGGUUGGCACCACAGAAUUAUUUGAAUACAGUAGCUCCACCGCCUGGACCAAAUUAAUUUACACUUCACUGAGAAUGAACCUCUUUUUGUGGACAUUGUCUAUUAGGAGCAUUUACUCUCAUUAGAUGGUCCUCAGGUUAUGACCAUUGACUUCAUAUGUUACAUAAAGUGAGUUCACUACAGAGGCUUAUUAGUUUUUUAAAUGUUUUUAUUAUUGUUUUUUUUUUUUUUUAAAGGCACAGCAUGGGCGAUUUUUGGGCAUGAACAGUUGCAACAUGGUGGGACUUGUCUGGAAUUUGGCACAUAGCAGUCUGAAUUUGGGUGGAAAAACUUUUAAACUAACACUCUGAUUUCCAGUGUAAUCAUGUUGGCCGAGCACAAUAGAUUCAGCUUGGUAUUACCUACAACAAUGCCACAACAACCAAUAAUGCCAUACAAAGACUAGCAAAAGGUUGAACAUCAAAAUGCACACAUACAAAAUGCUUAACAAAUACAGAAUAUACUGUACAUGACUCAAAUGUGUUACAUUUACAUUUAGUUACAAACAUUUCUAAACGAUGUAUUAUAUAAAUCAUAUAAAUUGUAAAAACAUUGUUUUUACAUAAUUUGAUGUACUGUUGUAUUAAAGGGUAUUUAAAGGCAUUAAUUUUACAAUGUACCUUUUUAAACUUGUAAUUUAUUACUGCCUCUGACAAAUCUCUUUGGCAUCAAACUAAGAAAUUCUGCCCCUACCAAUUCAGACAUAAUUGUUUUAUUAUUUUUUUCUGCUUUACAUACCUAAGAGACAUUUACACUACAGUUGCUGAAGUACAUAAUGUAAUUUAUUAACUUGAAACAAGUUCCCUUUGAGUACAGAUUGAAAGGUUACUGAGACAAACUCAAUUGAUAGUACAGAUUUCUAAGGGUUAUAUGUCAUUUCUCUAUGAUCGUCCAUGUCAUGAACUUAAAGAAGCAUGUUACUAACAGUUUUGAUCUCUAAAAUGUUAAGAAUUCAAGGAAUAGUUGAAAAAUGUAAAUGAUGCCAUCAUUUACUCACCUUCAUGUCGUUUAAACGCUAAAAUCUUACUCAUGUUCAAGUACAUGCAAAAAUACUGUCUCAAGAUUCGGAUGUAUCAUUGAUGUUAAAGCUGACAGAAUUUUCAUUUUUGGAUGAUCUAUU